CCCAGCCCUUUCGCUUUUCUUUUCAUUCACAACGACGUGUCGAGCAAAGCGCUGGCAAAGGAGUUUGUGAAAGUUGAAAGUGGUGUUUUUCUCAGAAGAAAUUGGAGAUGACUGCCAACUCCAGUCCAAAUCUAUUUCGUCUAAGUCUUCCUGAAUGGCUUAGAGAACAAGUGGAUAGUAAGAAGCACAAAGGAGUCUAUUGGAUUAACGAAAAGGAAAGAAUUUUUCACGUACCUUGGAAACACGCAUCAAGAAACGGUUGGGAAGACGGAGAUGUGUCUCUGUUUAAAGCUUGGGCCAUCUAUACAAAUCGAUACAGAGAAGGUAUUGACAGACCAAGGCCUGCUCUGUGGAAAACAAACUUUCGUUGUGCCAUCAAUUCACACAACUCCAUAUGCUUUCUUAAAGACCAAGGUCAGAGAAAAGGAGAUAAGGCGCAUCGAAUAAUGAAACUUAUUGACCCACCAAAAAAAGGUAGGAGACUAUUAAAUUCACCAGAAGACGAUUCAACUGAAGUUCCACGUAAGUUAGUAAGACUGACAUAUCCCAACUUUGGUCCUCCCCCAGACUCGAAGUCGCAUAAAGCACAGCAAUCAUCAAAAUCUCAAAAUGUUAACAGAGAUAAAAUGAAAAAUACUAGCCUUCUUUGUGAUCAAUGCAUCGAAUUAAAGCGACGUAUGCAUUUCAUACUUGAAUCUGCCAUAAAGUGUCCACAAAACAUUGAAAACAACCCAGACUAUCUAAAUAUUAAAGCUAAAUGCAUAAAUUGGUUAACUUCAAAAGCUCAUAUAUGUAACGAUAAAGAUAUUAAUGAUAUGAUUGAAAAUAUUUUGCCAACAUUGCCAUUUGUACCUAACAAUGAAGCCAAAUCCAAGCCAAAUCUACAAGAUUUAUAUGUAAUUGGAAAGGCCCUACAAUCUGCCGAUGGUAGUGUGAACGUGAUUGUGAAAUCAGAGGACGAUAUUCAUAAAAUUGAUGUUGUUACACAGGAAGAGGUUGGCAAUGAUAAAACUGUGGUAGAAAAAAUAAAAAAGGAAUGCCAUUCAGAUGAAGAUCAAAGUGAUGUAGAGUAUGACGAUUCAUUUUUUCGGCAUAAAGAAGUUGAAUGUCUCGCCAUAAGCGAAGGUGAAGAUGAACUUAUAACGCCGCGUAAUGUUUAAAUUUAUUUCAUGAUAUGUGUGUUAAAUUAUGUAGUGUGUGUGUUCGUGGAAUGAUUAUAAUUAUAUGUGUGUGUUCGUGGUCAUAUAAAACGAUAUAUAUCUUUGAAACUUUGAAAUUGAUUUUUUUUCAAUUGUAAAUAAAUGCAAAGACAAAAUGUUAUGUCAUUGAAUUCUCAGUGCAAGGCUUUAUGUUUUUAUGCAAUUUAAUUUAUUUAACAUUGGUAAAGAAAAAAGUCAAGCCACAAAGUUUUUAUAUAAUUAUAUAUACAUGUAAUUAAUAUGUACAACAUGAAAACACAAGUUGUUUUGGAAUAAUUAGCUUUUUUCUCUAGUUUAUCCAUAACUUUAUAUGAUUAUUGUUUUUUGCUGCAGGUGAUGGUUGUAACAAUCCUUAUAAAAAUAUGGCAGCCAAUGUA
Molecule: messenger RNA, 1576 nt
Organism: Hydractinia symbiolongicarpus
Lineage: Eukaryota; Metazoa; Cnidaria; Hydrozoa; Anthoathecata; Hydractiniidae
Exons: 1
Coding region: 108-1160 (350 amino acids)
Biological process (GO): regulation of transcription by RNA polymerase II
Cellular component (GO): nucleus
Molecular function (GO): RNA polymerase II cis-regulatory region sequence-specific DNA binding; DNA-binding transcription factor activity, RNA polymerase II-specific
Source: RefSeq, a predicted model, not a curated record